Messenger RNA from Chenopodium quinoa (quinoa), 2023 nucleotides. RefSeq names its product auxin-responsive protein IAA29-like. Gene Ontology annotation, cellular component: nucleus. The transcript is spliced from 4 exons. Gene Ontology annotation, molecular function: protein binding. Bases 932 to 1696 code for a protein of 254 amino acids. Lineage: Eukaryota; Viridiplantae; Streptophyta; Magnoliopsida; Caryophyllales; Amaranthaceae. The record is from RefSeq and is a predicted model, not a curated record. Gene Ontology annotation, biological process: regulation of DNA-templated transcription.
UUCCGAAAGAUACUUACAUCAUUCAAAACAUUCAAAACAAGGAAAAUUACCAUCAUAAAACUUAAAGUGAUAAUUAAAGAACUGUUUUUAAAAGAUACGUGUUACACUAUUUCUAAAAGUAACCGAGCUCAUUCCCUUCGCUUACUGGACCCAAAGCAAGCACCAUAUUCGCACGAUGAUCCAUCUAUAUCGACAAUCACGGAAUUUACAAGACACGAAACUUAUCGGAUGAAACAAAAUGCAUUGCACGAAGGCGUUUUUUUUCUUCAACUUUGACAAAAAUUUCCUCCAUAAUUCAAUGUAAGGACCAUGGAUGUAACCCAUUCAAUCUUUUUCCUCAUCUUUGCCCACACAUUUCAUAGCAUAAUUGCCAAAAAAAUAAAAAGAAAAUUCUCAUUUACCAUAUAAAGACUAAAGCUUGUAAGCCACACGCACUAAUAUUGAAAGUGUUUGAUGUUUAAAAGGUCAAACAAAGAGAAGGAAAAAGCGCAAAAUUUAAUGAAGAAAGCGACAAUGUCGGCACCAAAACGAUGUGUUUAGGGAACAAGCUUAGUAAGUGGGUCGGCCAAAAGCCCAACAUUGAUUCAGACACUUUGGAACAACUGUUUGCCUCUUUCUUUUUUUUUUUUUUUCUUUUUUUUCUUUAUAAUUUAAUUAUUUUUUCAAUUAUUAUUUAUUUGCAUUUUUCUCAAUUUUCUUGUCUAUAUGUCCCCACACUUCAAUUUUGAUUUCACUUUGUCAGCUAUAUUCUCUCUUUCUCCUCCAAUUCCUUUAUAUAUAUACACCCACAUAAAAACAGAGUAACCCAAACAGAGUACAAUCCCAAAGUUGGUAAAUUGGAUUGAAAAAAGUUGAAAAGAUUAGAUCUUUGACAAAUUUGAGCAAUUUUAACAUCUGGGUUUAUCUUUGAUUAGAGGAUUAAUCACAAAAAAUGGAGCUUGAAUUGGGUCUUACUUUGUCAAAUGCUCCUCCAAAAAUCCCAAUUUUGAAAGAAUUGGAUUUAAUUAGCUAUGUUAAUUGCAAGGGUAAGCAUGUUUAUGAAGAGGAUAAUUCUAAUUCAAGUUCUUUCUCUUGCCAAAGUAGUGUUAAUGAUGAUAAUUAUGGAGAAGAAGAAGAAAAAGAAGAGGAAAUUAAUGAUGGGUUUUUCCAAAUAAUGAAGAAAAAAAGAGGGUUUGGAGAAAUUAAUGAAGUGGAAAGUUUAAUUGUUUCAAUGCCUGAAACUUUGCCUCUUUUGCUUUGGGAUAAACACCCUAAUGAAGAUGAUCAUCAACUACCUAAAAGGCUUUCCACUUCUUUCACCAUUAACAAAAAUGAAGGUGAUUGCAUUGUGGGGUGGCCACCAAUCAAGGCUUAUAGAAAGAGUGUUCACCUCGAACAACGCCGCCAUGGAGGGAAUAUUCCGGCUAUGGAGAACCGUGGAAGAGGCGGUGGUUGUGGCGGAUCACGGUCGAUGUUUGUUAAGGUGCAAAUGGAAGGGUUUUUCAUUACAAGGAAGAUUGAUUUGAAGCUUUACCAAUCUUAUGAUGCUCUCCUUUGUAGCUUGCUUACCAUGUUUGGCAAAGGGCAGGAUAAUAUGGACAAUUACAAGCUUACUUACCAAGAUGUGGAUGGUGAUUGGCUUCUUGCUGGAGAUGUACCAUGGAGGACGUUCAUUGAAUCAGUCCAACGACUCAAGCUUAGGAGAGGGGAUGAAUGAUCUUAGUAGAAGAACAUCAUCAUGGUGAAAUAUAUAGAGUAAUUAUGUUAUUUAGUAGUUUACUCAAGCAAUUGUUUGGAGUAAUUUUGAACUUCAUAAUGUGGUUGUUAUCUUACUCUAAACGAUUGCAUUGUAAUAUAGUUAAACAACUUAAUGUUAUCUUUUGUCUUUUGGGUGUAAAUGUAAUCACUCGAAUUAGCAUCAUAAUUUUGCUUAUUAGUGUUAUUGAGAGUUUGAGAUUGCCUACUAUUUUCCUAAAAUCAAGUUAUAAAUAAUAAUUGUAUAAUUUUAUGAUCAAUGAAUUCAUUUAUUUAUCAAUUGGUGGCC